CGCGGCAAACUUUGAAGGCGUCGGAAAAUCACUCCGUUUUAUAUCAGAAUGACGGCGAGUUCAGGGUGGUAUUUGCACGGGAAUGAGGGGUCUGGUUAGUAUUUGCUUUGAUAUUUCUGCAUCUUGAUAUCACUUCUCAAGCCUGACUUUGGUUCGGUGUUUUUUCUCCUCUCCCGUGGCUCUAUUUCCCGUGAACAAACAACAUUCGUGAUAUCUGUUUAUAGUUCCCCCUUGUGUAUACUACAUUGGAAAUCAGCAUACAAUUCCUCUCCUCCUUUCUUUUUCUCUCCCGCACCUUUAUACAGUCCGACUCAACGACCAUGGGCAGCAUCGCUCCUGUCGAGGGCAAGCCCACAUUCAAGACACCAUGGGUUGAGACCCCCCUGGCAGAAUCGGCCUCGCUCUCGCGUAUGGCCGGCUGCCGGGUCUUCCUGAAGCUGGAGAACGUCCAGCCCAGCGGCUCGUUCAAGUCCCGAGCAAUGGGCAACCAGAUCCUCUCCCACCUCAUCAAGCCGGAGAACGCCAACCGGCCGGUGCACUUCUACGCCUCGUCGGGUGGCAACGCGGGCCUGGCAGCCGUCUGCGCCGCUCGAAGCCUCGGAUACCCCUGCACGGUCGUUGUACCGAUGUCGACGAAGCCACUGAUGGUGCAGAAGCUGCGCACAGCCGGCGCUGCCGAAGUAAUCCAGCACGGCGUGACGUUCCUGGAAGCCGGCGAGUACAUGCGAGAGGUCAUCAUGAAGCAGACCGGAGACGGCGAGGCCGCCAACGUGGCCAAGAUCGCCCUCCACCCAUUCGACAACGAGCCCAUCUGGGAAGGCAACAGCACCAUCAUCGACGAGCUGGUGCACCAACUGCCCCCACCGGCGGGAGCUGAUGAAGAAACCCUCUACAACGCGCGGCCCCUCGCCGCAGACGCCCUCAUCUGCAGCGUCGGCGGCGGCGGCCUCCUCAACGGCCUCAUCGCAGGCAUCGAACGCCACCGUAACCUGCAAAACAAAGCCCCCUCCCCGCAUCCUACCCACCUCCUCGCCGUCGAAACCAUCGGCACCGACUCCCUAGCCGCCGCCGUCGCUCAAAAAUCCCUCGUCUCCCUCCCCAAGAUCAGCUCCCAGGCUACCUCGCUCGGCGCCAUCCGCGUCUCAGAGCGCACCUUCCAAUACGCCACGGCCCCACCCGCCGGCAUCGCUGUCCACAGCACCGUCCUGUCAGAUGCGGACGCCGCCCGCGGCGUGCUCCGUCUCGCCGACGACGAGCGUCUCCUCGUUGAGCUGGCCUGCGGCGUCUGCGUGGAAGCAGCCGUCGGAGACGCCGCCCGCGCCCAACAACCACCCAGCCGAAAGCGCAAGAGGAUCACCACCGCGGAGCCGCAGCAGCAGCCGCAUCCCUCUGUGCGCGACGAGGGCUACGGCGACGACCGGUCCUCAGUGACGGAGAACGAAACCGAUCCCGAAGACGGCAGCGACGACCGUUCCCCUCUUUCUGCUUCUCCCUCGCAUCCCCUGCAAUCGCGGCUGAAGCAGCUGGUCCCUGAUCUGAACGCCAACAGCCGGGUGGUGAUUAUCGUCUGUGGAGGAAGCAAUGUUACGAUUGAUAUGGCGGCUGAGUACCGUCGGUUGUUGCAAGAGGGGUGGGGGGCUUGACUUAUUCGAUACCUAUACCUAUACCAUACCUAUGCCUAUAUAGCUUUGGUUGGUUGUUCUCAUUUCUUGUUGUUUGCUUUUAGCUGGUUGUUUUCGCGCGCUUUGUUUGGUCAUUCUUGGUGUUCUUGCAUUGGCUGGCGAGUUUUAUUGUGGCUUUUUGUUUUUGCUUGUUGCCCUGUAUAUAGAAAAGCUCGUGGACUGGGCUGGGUAAU
Aspergillus candidus is the source of this 1855-nucleotide messenger RNA. Its product is annotated as putative L-serine dehydratase. Gene Ontology annotation, molecular function: L-serine ammonia-lyase activity; pyridoxal phosphate binding; threonine deaminase activity. The coding region runs from base 321 to 1643 and encodes 440 amino acids. Gene Ontology annotation, biological process: L-serine catabolic process; L-threonine catabolic process. NCBI's taxonomy places the organism in Eukaryota, Fungi, Ascomycota, Eurotiomycetes, Eurotiales, Aspergillaceae. The record is from RefSeq and is a predicted model, not a curated record. The transcript has a single exon.